GUUAAGAAUGCAGGUAGUAUUGUGAUUCCAGCAACGACGCUAUGAGAAUCCUGAUACGAUGGAUGGCAAUAAUUGUACUGAUGACUGCAGUAUCAGCAGAUUCUAUUCCAUUCCGGAGUAAUCAACUGCCAGAUGAUGUGAGCAAGUGCAUAGGAAUCUGUCCUAAGAAGUAUCCACCUCACCUCAUAUUGACUCUGGAGCACCAGGAGUGUGGUAAAUACUGCAAAUGUAAUGAGGGAAUACCGUACGUAUAUUGGUGUCCGGAGGACUUCCACUUCAACAGAAUGUAUGGAACGUGCACAUGGCCAGAAGACGCUAAAUGCCCCAGAUGGAGACGUGAUCAUGAUGAAAGAGGAUGCGUUGGUAGAUGUCCCGAGGGAGAUCCAAUUUACGCCGUGCAUCUACCCCACCAAUACUGCAGUAAAUUCUGCAAAUGUAAUCACGGUGUUCCGCAUGUGCUGCCAUGUCCUCCAGGUCACCACUUCAAUCCCAAAGAGGAAGUCUGUGACCGGUAUUGGCACGCCAAUUGUCAAGGUAUCCAAGACUAAUAUCAUCUUUUCCGAAUAUCGUCAAAAAUUUUUCACUUUUCUUAUCCGACAUAUUGAUACUGUGAAAAUCGAUGUAUUUAAAUGCAGAUAUAUUUGUAAAUUAUUCGUAUCAUGAAUACCGAAUAAAGAGAUUAGAAGAACCUUA
This is a messenger RNA of Fopius arisanus, 693 nucleotides long. RefSeq names its product peritrophin-1. The record is from RefSeq and is a predicted model, not a curated record. Gene Ontology annotation, molecular function: chitin binding. NCBI's taxonomy places the organism in Eukaryota, Metazoa, Arthropoda, Insecta, Hymenoptera, Braconidae. The transcript has 2 exons. Gene Ontology annotation, cellular component: extracellular region. The coding region runs from base 42 to 548 and encodes 168 amino acids.